AGGGGAAAUGUGAUUAUGCAAAUGAGCUGACGUCACGGGGCCGGUUCCAAACGCAGAACAGGCGGUGAGACGAUCUGGGAGUAAAGGUGUCAAUUUGAGUCCAUGUGAAAUCCUCGACUAAUCGCCCAAAAUAUGGACUUCCAGUGGGUUGGUAGUUCCUGUGGCCAGCAUGGACCUUACACCUUCUACAAGGCCUUCAGAUUCUCCCACGAAGGAAAGCCAAGAAUUUUGUCUCUUGGGGAAUUUUUCUUCCUUCGAUAUGAACCGGAAGCUCCGCUGUGCUUGGGUGAACUGCAGCUCUUGUGGGAAGACCAUAACAACCAACAACUGCUGUCCAGUAGUAGGUUGUAUUUCCUUCCUGAAGACACACCACAGGGACGUGAUGAAGAACAUGGCCAGGAUGAGGUAGUAGCUGUUAGCCAGAAACUGAUCCUGAGGGUGCAGGACCUGGCCUCCUGGACCUGCAGUGGGAGAAAUUGGCCUCAUGGUCUGGUGGUCCUGCCGGAGGAUACAGGGAAGGUCCCAUCCACAGGCAGCCUGGCAGAGAGAAUACAGCGCUUCUCACUCAACGGCACACUGAAUAUCUCUGAUGUACAAAAGGAAAGGCAAGAAAUAGGAGCACAAAGUGAUGACGAGCCCAGCAUGAUCGUUCUGAGCUACCCGCGGUAUUGUCGCUUCCGCGCCAUCAAGAGACGGUUGGCAGCAGUAGCCAAUCCAUGGCUGAGGAGCAAGCUAUCCGCCGCGUUGGGAGGGUUCAGCGUUGUCCGGAAAACACACAUCAUGUACUGUCAGGACAGCUUCCACCAUCACGAUCUGUACGACCAUCCACAUAUCUGUGAUGAGCUGGCGCCCAACUUGAAAGGCCGGCCACGGAAGAAGCACAGACUUAAACUGAAGCAUAAGGAUGGAGAAAAGCAUGUCCUCGGUGGGGAGGGGAGAGGUCUCAAAGGAAAGGGACACUGGGACGGGAAGUUACUGCUCAAGGCAGAAGGGAACAGUCGCACACGCAAACAGGUGGACAGGGAGGAGGAGGCUGCCAUGCUCACCAAGCUCUUCAAGUUCAUGAAGGACCGAGGCACGCCCAUCUCUAGGAUACCCAGCCUGGGCUUCAAACAAAUUGACCUGUACUUGUUCUUCUCCUUGGCCCAGAAGAUCGGAGGAUAUGAAAAGAUAACAGAGAAGCGGAUGUGGAAGCACAUCUAUGACAAGUUGGGAGGGAACCCAGGAAGUACAAGUGCUGCCACAUGCACAAGGAGACACUAUGAGAAGUUGUUGAUGCCAUUUGAACGUCACCUACGAGGUGAGAAGGACAUCCCUCCCCCUCCCAUCAAACACCGUGCCAGGAAACAGAAGGAUGCCGAGGACAAGGCAGUCAGGGCAAAGAUAAAGGACCUCAUCAAGAAGAAUGAGGAAAAACAACCAGACAAGGCUGGCUCUAUUUCUGUACUGGCCAGUACCACGGAGAACAGCCAGCCUCGCCCGAAAGCAAAUGUUGCCACCUCUAAUGCUGUAUCAGUAUCAGGUGCUCAUGGAAAGGAGUCGUUGGUCAAACUUUCCAUACCCAGUCUGAAACCAAACGUCAACCCAAGUCCUCUGUCUACACACGUGGGGAAACCUAUGCAAGCAGGGUCAGCCUCCGGGUCUCCACAUGUUGUGGCCAUUGAAAUUCAGAGACCAGGUGUGGCUCCUCCUCCUCUCACAAGUGCUACAAGAAAGGCACAGCCACUACCUGCAAACAAGGACAUUAUCCGAGGACGCAGCACUGCCCCCUUGCAGCCGUCGCAGGCUAUUGCACCGUUACAGAAGAGCAUCCGCCCUACCGCUAACGUCUCUGUCAACAACAGUGAGAAGGCUGCUUCAGCAUAUGUUUCCUCCAGGGAGCAUGUGCCUGUUUCUACUACCUCAAAGACAGUUCCUACAUUAAGCGACAGCGAACUGGUGCUAGAACUGACUACCAAGAAGGGCAGUCAGGGAUCCCUGCUGGAGGGGAAAGUGGUUACCACACCAAACUCUCGCCUGCAGGGUGAGCGCAGGCUGAAUGUACCCAUGAAGCCUCUGUAUCCUCCACCUCCUCUCAUUAAGGAUGGCAACCACAGGCCAGCAGCGCAUGCCGAGGUCAAACCUGAACCUGCCACACACAUUCCUGUGAAGAGCAGUCCUGCUGUAACCAAUCCAGCACCGAGCUCUAUAGUGAAGGUGUUUGUCCCAGAGAGAAGGCAGGCCAAUGCCCCAGAAGUCAAGGUGAACCCUACUAGAUCAACAAGAUCACCUCCAGUUUCCAGGUCAGAACCUGUCAACAAUAGGCCAUCAGUGAUCCAACACACUCAGAAAGUGAAGCCAACUAGUGCCAUCCACCCGGAUGACCUCAUCCUGAGGCAGAUGUCACAGCAACGCGAUCAUGACCAGAAGCUAAUGCGACCAUCCAACAGCAUGACUGGCCAUAAGCGAACAUUGCCACCCACGGAGCAGCUAGAGCGCCACUACAUGUCACAACUCUUAGCUGCCCAAGCCAUGGCUGGUCAGUUAGAACUAGAAGCCUACUACCCUCUGACAAAACGGCCACGGGUAGACUCACCAUCAUUUGGUAAGGAAAACGCUGAUGCCAAAUACUACAGCCACAAGUUCCAGACCUUCUUCCCAGAUGAGAAGGGUGCUCAGAGUGAGUGUCUGCAGCCCAGCAGGUCCUCACGCUCCACUGCCGACGAUUCUGACCAACCAACUGACCUCAGUCUUCCCAAGUCCAAGGUGUCAGGAGAGGAGAGUUCUUCAAAGCCAGCAGCAAAUGACAACAGACCAGCUGACCGAUCGGGCAGUAACUUAAGAGAUCUCUCUGCCUUGCAGGAAGGGCUUCCAGCAAACCUUUCACACAAACUCAAAUCUGAAACUGGGCGUUCAGGUGGUGAAGAUAAGGCAGGGCUGUCAAAGGUCACAGUAUCCAUACCGGGUAGCAAGCAUGACGACAAGCGGCCUGCACAUACAAAAGCAGUUGUCUCAGUGCCCCCGUCUGUUAUCCUCACAACAUCCCCAUCUAAAACAACCUCAUCAGUGUCACGGUCCCACACGGAAAGCACCUCUUCCCACCCUCAGAUAGUCAUCCCCGACUAUAACCCCAACCUUCCGCGAAGGAUGGACGUCCGAGAUGGGCUGCCCCACGUCAUGAUCACGGACUACAACCCCAACCUGCCCAAAGCUCCUCUCCUCAUGCCGGAGUACAGCCCCCACCUGCACUCCCCUCCCUACGCCCACCCCCACCUCUUAAUGCACUCUCCCCAGGGACAGGUACAGCUGACGUCCCACCCGGCUGGCGUGUAUGCAGGACACUUCCACUCAGCCAUGUACGAGGAGAUGCUGAGGCAGCACCUGAUAGGCACACAUGCCUACCCCAUGCAGCUGCCACACCCCUCCAUGUUUCCACACCUGCCAGAGGGAUCCUUCCCCCCACAUAUGUACCAUAGUAACUAAUGUGGCCACGGAAGUCAGGAGAAAUUUUUUUAAGACCUCAAGUGUAAAAGAAAUCUUAUUCAUUGGUCCUGUAAGUAUAAUGAAUAAUUUUAACCUUUAAACUAUGGAUAGGUUGCAUGUUGUUGAAAGAUAACAUAAUUCCAGGACCAUGUUUAAGAGUUAUUGUACUGGGUUGAUUUUACUCAUGACUUGGUUGCAGAAACACGAAGUGGGAGGGGAUCCAAACUAUUAGAAGUUUGAAGGAUUUGAAAAGAGGCAGACCUGAUGUACUGACUUCCAAAGUAUUAUGUGCUUCCAACUUAUCCAAUGUUUGUGAAAGUUGUAAAUACUAAUGAAUCUAAAAUUGAUUCCUUUGGUGUGUGUUGUUGCAGAAUUUGUCGGAAUUGUUGUAGAUCUAUAUGCACCAAUACUGAACUUAUGUCCACAUUGAGACAAACUGUCUGCAACUUCUAAGGUCUUCACUAUUGCAUAAACUAACAUUGGGCUUACUUGUCCACACAUUGCAUAGUAUUGGCAAUCAGUUAUUCAGACACCACACAGUAUUGGCAAUCAGUUAUACAAUACUUUUUUAAAUAUAAUAUACUGUUAAUCAAAUAAAUUUUACUGUUGUUUUUUCCUAACCCAGCCAAAUCUAUCCCAAGAUAAUACAACAGAAUGAUAGCAAGGUAACUUGUCUUCAAGCAAGAUGCAACCUGCUUUGACAUUUAUAUGCAAUUACAAUCUACUAAUUACAAUCAACAAAUCCUCAAUCAAUUUUGGUUGCUUUAAUAUCCAAGGGGUCAAGACUUCAGCAUGGUGUAUAUACAUGACGUAUGCUGACUACAGACUGUUGUGAUGCAUUGUUAUCUCUUGAAGCUGGUCUUCACCAAGCUAGCUAUGUGAAUACCAAGAGUGAAGGAUUUAGCACACUUUCUGUAUGAACAUUUGCUGGUAGCUAUGUGACAAGAAUCAUGGACUUACACUAGAGAUGUAAAGAUUCGCCCUCUUGUACAAAAGUCACCUAUGUGACAUAGGCCCAUUGUACAGAACCAAACAAAUAGGACAAAUAUAGUUCACCCCAGUACCAUCAGAUGAGCUUUUGACAAACAUUAAGUAUUUUAAAGUAUUAUAGAAACAAAAAUAUUCCGGAUAUAAAUCUCUGCAUAGAUUGUGCUUCAAUACAAGUCUUGUUAUGAGCAGCCUGGUUAUAAGGAUGUUUUACCUAC
Messenger RNA from Branchiostoma belcheri (Belcher's lancelet), 4667 nucleotides. Its product is annotated as AT-rich interactive domain-containing protein 5B-like. Lineage: Eukaryota; Metazoa; Chordata; Leptocardii; Amphioxiformes; Branchiostomatidae. The coding region runs from base 133 to 3462 and encodes 1109 amino acids. Gene Ontology annotation, biological process: regulation of transcription by RNA polymerase II. The record is from RefSeq and is a predicted model, not a curated record. The transcript is spliced from 10 exons. Gene Ontology annotation, cellular component: nucleus. Gene Ontology annotation, molecular function: transcription cis-regulatory region binding.